Megalopta genalis is the source of this 1932-nucleotide messenger RNA. RefSeq names its product protein snakeskin. NCBI's taxonomy places the organism in Eukaryota, Metazoa, Arthropoda, Insecta, Hymenoptera, Halictidae. Gene Ontology annotation, biological process: septate junction assembly. Gene Ontology annotation, cellular component: plasma membrane. The record is from RefSeq and is a predicted model, not a curated record.
GCGUCCCUCCUUCGCGACACGCGAUCAGACCUUAGCAUCAGUCGUUGCCGAACCUUCGUCUCGUGAACGUCCACGUGCGGCACAGCAAAGCCACCGAACAAUCACAUAUUAAUUCAAAAUGGCCUCCAUCACAAGACUUACCAUCAUCAAAUUCUUGGAACUGUUGAUAGUAUGCAUCCUUAUAGGAUUGGAUUAUCACUCUUUCAAUCCUGCCGAUAAACACACAGCAAUGAUUACUAUGGGUACCUUAGGCGGAUACUUAAUCAUUCUCGUGGGGUUAUUUGCUGGCAAUGUAAUGGGGACGCCAGUUAAUCGGCGUGUGGACCUCUUCUUCGCCGUGGUCGGCUGUGUCCUGUUCAUCAUCACCGGCGCAUUGAACAUCGACUACUUCUUACAGAUGAGGUACUCCAAAUCUUUCCGUGACACAGGUCUCGCCAAAGGAUCGAUCAGCAUAAUCGAAGCAGCAUUGUUCCUCGUGGACGCAUUCCUUACGUUCCGAGGAGAAAACUGAAUCCAAUGAUACUUGUUACACACAGUACAAUCACAUUCCGUGAUGCGAAACUGUCGAAAUUUUCAUUCAUAAAUACUGCCAAAGAUCGAAUAAAUUACUCCAUUAAACACUUCUAUGGGAGCAUCGUACUAAACCGAUUAGAACGAUGAACGGUAAUGAGCUCACGCGUGAAACAUUGCAGAGCAACUUAUGAAACAAAACACAGAGUACAAAUGAAAAUAACAAAAGUCGACAGAAUAGAUUUUUCAGAGGAAUAUCAGUAUACAGAAAUAAAUAAUAUAUGUACAACAUGCUUACGUUGAAUAAUCAUUUUUCUCAUAUUCGAAACUGUAAUAUUUUAUAGCAGAAAAUAUUUAUUGAAUGAUGGAGUUGUGAGUGGUAAGUCAUGAAAGUAUUCACGCAUUGCUGAAAAAUCCAUAAAGUGCCAUAAAAGGGUAUGAUGAUCAUAUUAACUGGACCAUUCGUACUUGCUUGCAAUCUUUCGCCUUCAGGUUAACAUACUUCUUAAGAGUAAGUUUCAAAAAUUUGUUUAAUGAUUGUUUUAAUUGUCAUUAAAGACCUUGUGAAUUUGUAUGUUACAUUUUCAAUUUAUAUCUCGCUAUGAGAUACUUAUUGCGUAUAAACGGAGUAUAAUAAAUUCGUCAAUUUAUAUACAAUCGACGAUUAAAUAAAAGCUUUAUCCAGUGAAACCGUUCACCGAGGUGAUGAGCUUUUAUUUAAUCUGUGUUCACAAUUUUCUAAUGUAAAAUGAGAUUUUACAUUUACAGCGUUAUAAUAAGCAUUGAACUAAUAAGCAUCCCAUUGCAUUAAAAAAAAAAUAUUUAUUGAAACGUUUCGUUCGUAAGCAUUCGGAUAUUUUCGUGAAUACAUUUGUUCGUGACGAAAAGUGUUGAAAUAAUUUUAUCUAUUCGGAUCCACGAAUUCAAAUGAAGGAGUGGACGUAGCGAUAAUUCAAAAUUGUAACAUUCAUUGAUGAUACCAAAAUAUCGAUACGUUUAACUAGAAUAAGCUGCAGUCCCUCUCUAAUUCUAAGGCCAGUGAAAGUUGUAAUCAUUAUUGCCACGCAUAAAUUAAUUUACAAUCGCGCUCUACGCCCAAUAACGGCUACCGUGCGAAAGCAAAACGUGUUUUUUUUACCAAGUCAUACUUAGAAAGCUGAUUCCUUACAUUUUUUAUACGCAUGGAUGUUACACCUUUUUAUAACGAUAUUAUCCAACGUUUCUUCUGGUUUAUCUGUUAACUUAUAUAUUUUAUACAAUGUUUAAUAAAUAUGAAUAUAUCACCCUCAUCAGGAUCAUAGAUCCUGAUGUAACACCGAAAAUUUUAAUAUGUAAUACAUGUACCUGUGUGCAGUUAUUUAAAAUAAAUUCUAUAACUUUGUAAAUAUAUAUUUGUCUUCAAUAAAAAGUAGCUUAGACCAA